UCAGAGGGGAGGGCUCUGUUGACAGGGGUGGUGGUCUCGGUGUGUAUAAAAGCUCACAGCUGAGAGGCAGACGGCACGUUUGAAAAGAAGAUUUUAGCGAGGCCAAAGGGCUCUUCACUUGCAGCCACAGCUCCACUCCUCCGCCGCCUACAGCAGCCAUGACUGAGAGACGGAUUCCCUUCACCCUGCUCCGCACCCCGAGCUGGGACCCGUUCCGUGACUGGCACCACCGCAUCUUCGACCAGGCCUUCGGCAUGCCAGCCCAGCCCGAGGACUUCACCACAUUCCCCAGCACCCACUGGCCGGGGUACAUGAGGCCCUCCAUGAUGACACCGGACAUGAGCCUCGUGGGCCAAAUGAGCCCCAUGAUGCCCCACACCCCCCUGAUGUACCCAGCUCCCAUGAUGGCCCAGCAGGCCCGUGCCCUGUCCCGCCAGAUGAGCAGCGGCGUGUCGGAGAUCAAGCAGACCCAGGACAGCUGGAAGGUGUCCCUGGACGUCAACCACUUCUCCCCUGAAGAGCUGGUGGUGAAGACCAAGGACGGUGUGGUGGAGAUCACAGGAAAACAUGAGGAAAGGAAGGACGAGCACGGUUUUGUGUCCAGAACCUUCACCAGGAAAUACACCCUCCCCUCCACGGCGAACGUUGAGAAGGUGUCCUCGUCCCUGUCCCCUGAGGGGGUCCUGACCGUGGAGGCUCCUUUGAUCAGACCGGCCAUUGAGUGCUCAGAGACCACAAUACCUGUCAACGUAGACAACAAAGGUGGUGUGGUGAAGAAGUAGGAAGAAACGCAGCGCUGUGUCUCCCACCCACACACACACACACACACGCACACACACACACACACACACACAUUCAAAUACGCACUUCAUCUCUACAAACCGCUUCUAGAAAGAUGAAGAAGCAGCUGACCGCUCUUCCUAAAACAGGCUGGUUCACACGCUAGAGAGAGGAAAGCAAGGGAGAGUUCCCCCCCCCCCCCAUCUCUGGUAAUGACUGACCCCAGCUGAGCAGUAGUACCAUAUGCCGGCUCUUUCUGCCAUAACUACAUUUGAAUGUAGAAAGUGUAGCCCCGCUCACAGCUUUCUUUCUCUCCCUCCCUCACUAACACACACACACACACACCCCUUUCUCAUUUCUACUCAUGCAGCCUGCACUGACACCCUAAAGGCAACAGUAAAUCGGACUGUAUUAGCAGGG
This is a messenger RNA of Etheostoma spectabile (orangethroat darter), 1200 nucleotides long. RefSeq names its product heat shock protein, alpha-crystallin-related, 1 (gene hspb1). The record is from RefSeq and is a predicted model, not a curated record. Bases 159 to 782 code for a protein of 207 amino acids. NCBI's taxonomy places the organism in Eukaryota, Metazoa, Chordata, Actinopteri, Perciformes, Percidae. The transcript is spliced from 3 exons. Gene Ontology annotation, biological process: negative regulation of apoptotic process; protein refolding; response to heat. Gene Ontology annotation, cellular component: cytoplasm; nucleus.